UGAGUGAUGCACGUGAUGGAUAGCAGGAAGAAUUGUUUUCAUUGUGUAAUGCUAGCCAGCUGUACAUCGGCAGAUUCAAGGAGCAUCCAAUGUGAGCAGAAAAAAUAAAUAUUGGGGAGGACUACACAUCAACCCUCAUGCUCAAAAGUACACCUUCCAGGAAGAUAGAAGACACGUUUGUUUUUUUGACUCACUGGUUCGUUGACUUGUGUCGUCUAGCUGGGUAAUGAAGAUGUUCUAGUUUAAGUACAGUACAACACAACACACUACUGCAUGGUAGAUUACAUGGCUUCCUUUAACCUUGUUCACAUCUUUACACUUCUAAGCUUCAUCAUCAAUUUCGUACUCACUCAAGCACAGUGGGACAAUCUUUUUUCGGGCCAAAAUUGUUCAGAAAGCCUAACCACUCCAAACAGCGCUUUCCAAUCGAAUGUGAAGAUCCUUCUAUCAUAUUUAUCUUCCAACGCCACCGCCAACAAGCAAUUCUACAACACCACAGUCACGGGUGCAACCCACUCCAACACUGUGUAUGGAAUGUUCUUCUGCUCGGGUGACGUCCCCCCCGAGCUUUGCAGCCAGUGCGUUGCAAACGCAACCAAUGCAAUAUUUUCAGACCCAGAUGCAUAUCCAAAUUGUUCCUUGACCACAGAUGCAGUGAUUGGGUACCUCAACUGCAUGUUUCGCUUUUCCAACCGUUACUUCUUCUCCAAGAUUGAUCUGUAUCCAUACUUUGGCUCUGGCAACAUUUGCGACCCUAAAAGUGAGCCCACGCAGAAAGAAUUGAACGGUUUUUUAUUCAAAACAUGUAAGGAAGCGGUAGAUGAGGCAGCCGAAUCUCCUAUUGGUGUGAAGAAGUAUGCCACAAGGGAAGCAAGGAUGUCAGGGUCUCAAACCCUUUACUGUCAAGCUGAAUGCACACCUGAUCUUUCACCCCAUGACUGCAGAAAAUGUCUAAAUUAUCUGAUGCCGGCUGCUCAAGACAACAGCUGUCUACCUAGGUUUCGUUUGUCAAGCUGUAGCUUGAGGUGCGAAGUCUACCCUUUCUAUCGCCCAAGUACUGCUCUCGCACCUCCUGAACCUGUUCUGGUUCCUGAUUCUUCCAACACAGAUUCCCAGAAUCCUCUUUAUCUUUCCCACAACUGUUCCAGUUCCAGCAACAAAGCCAUGAUCACCGCGGACAGUGCUUUUCUGUCGAAUCUCGAGACACUCUUCAGUUACUUGUCUUCCAACUCCACCACCAAAACCCGUUUCUACAACACCACCGUCGAAACGGUGAGUGGCCUCUUCAUGUGUCGGGGGGACCUUUCUCCUGAUCUAUGUCGACUGUGUGUCUUAGAUGCAACCAAACUAAUAGCCUCCAAGUGCCGCUCUUCGAAAGAGGCAGUUAUUUGGUACAAUAACUGCUUUCUUCGCUAUUCCGAUCACCCAUUUCCCUCCACACUGGAAAUAAGUCCUACCUAUCACCGCUUCGAUGUAGAAAAUACUUCCGCCCCCAAUCUGCAGCAAAGAUUCUUCACUUGGACUUUGGCCAAGGCUUUAUAUGAAGCACAGAUCGAUACUGGGGGACCUUUUAAGAAUUAUGGAACAAAGGAAGCAAAACUUAAUGAUCACCAAAGCCUCUAUACUCUUGCUCGGUGCACGCCAAAUAUAGAUGGUUUCUCAUGCCAAGUCUGUCUUGACCGAAUUUUCAAGAACGAAAUUCCAUGGUGUUGUUUGGCGAGUCCAGUGGGGAAAAUAUUUUAUCCUAGCUGCUAUAUGAUGUUUGGAUUGUCCCCUGCUAACACCACUGAUCACGAAAUUCAAGCCAAAACUCCUGCUACAGGUAGGUCAAGAACAAUUAUCUUAAUUCUUGUCUUUGGGGCUCUCUCGGUGGUACUCCUUUCACUUUGCUGCUAUUUAAGACGGAGAAAGGCAAGAAAAAGUACCUAUAACACUCUUCUCGGAAAAAUUUUUGGUCAUGAAAGUGUUACUUUAAAGGGCUUGCAAUUUGAUUUGAAUAUAGUCAAAGCAGCAACGAAUAAUUUUUCCCAUGAAAAUAAGAUUGGCAAAGGUGGAUUUGGAGAAGUUUACAAGGGUAUUCUGUCUGAUGGACGACAAAUAGCUAUCAAAAGGCUUUCAAGAUGUUCCAAGCAAGGUUCAAUAGAGUUCAAAAAUGAAGUUUUAUUAAUAGCCAAGUUACAACACAAAAAUCUUGUGACAUUUAUAGGAUUUUGCUUAGAAGAGCAGGAAAAGAUUUUGAUUUAUGAAUAUAUGCCGAAAGGAAGUCUUGAUUAUCUUUUAUUUGAUAAUGCUCAACCUCAAAAGUUAAGUUGGUCUGAACGUUACAAAAUUAUAGAAGGAAUUUCUUUAGGAAUCUUAUACUUACAUGAUUAUUCACGACUUAAAAUUAUACAUCGAGAUCUUAAACCUAGUAAUAUUCUAUUAGAUGAGAACAUGAAUUCCAAAAUAUCAGAUUUUGGCAUGGCUAAAAUUGUGGAUUUGGAUCAAGAUCGGGAAAAUACUAAUAGAAUUGUUGGAACAUAUGGUUACAUGUCACCAGAAUAUGCUAUGCUUGGACAAUUUUCUGAAAAGUCAGAUAUUUUUAGUUUCGGUGUCAUGGUUCUUGAGAUUGUUACCGGAAAAAGGAACGCUAAUGCUUAUGAAUCACAAGAUGAAUCUGGUACUAUUGUGGAAGGCCUCAUGGGUUAUGUUUGGAGACAAUGGAAGGACGAAAGAUUAUUAAGUAUUUUGGACUCAAACAUAAAGGAAAGUUUUUCACAAGAAGAAGUUCUUAAAUGUAUUCAUAUUGGUUUAUUAUGUAUUCAAGAAAAUCCAAAUAUUAGACCCACAAUGGCAACUGUGGUUGCAUACCUUAGUGGUCAAUCACCUGAAUUGUCAUCUCCACAAGAUCCAACACUUUUCAUGCGAAACACAGAUCAUCCGAUAAUUCCUCAACAAAGAUCAAGUUCUAGUCAAAAUAAAACUAGUUAUAACCAGUUCUCUAUUAAUGAAGUAUCUAUAAGUAAUUUGUAUCCAAGAUAAUUCAUUAAUUUAUUAUUUGACAGCAUUAUUUAUUUGUGUGUUUUCUAUGGAGAAAAUUAUCAAUUUAUCUUUCUAAA
Vigna radiata var. radiata (mung bean) is the source of this 3098-nucleotide messenger RNA. Its product is annotated as cysteine-rich receptor-like protein kinase 5. The transcript is spliced from 7 exons. The coding region runs from base 274 to 3021 and encodes 915 amino acids. Gene Ontology annotation, molecular function: protein kinase activity; ATP binding. The record is from RefSeq and is a predicted model, not a curated record. Lineage: Eukaryota; Viridiplantae; Streptophyta; Magnoliopsida; Fabales; Fabaceae. Gene Ontology annotation, biological process: protein phosphorylation.